CAACGCCCACCUUACAGCUACGCGGUUGCCUUACAGCAGAAACAAACAGGCGGGAUGGCGCUCAGGGGGAGGAAAACCUGUUGAUAAGCGGUAAAAAAAUAAACUUCAUUUACUGACCAGAAUUUAACACAAUCCUAAUCCUAAUCCAGCGUGUUUGCUGGCUUUUCUGGGACAUUAGAAACCCGCCAGCGUGUCAGAAGUGUGCCAUUGCUGUCCUUGACCAAUGUUUGGAACCCCAUCCACACUCCCACUUAAGGCUCAGGAUGCUUCAAGCUGAGACUGUCCAGCUCCUGUGCCUUACUGCAGCCAGCGGGGUCCCCCUCUUUUCCCGUGGCUCCUCUAAGCAGCUCCCCUUCUCUGUCAUCGGCUCCCUGAAUGGCGUCCACAUGUUCGGGGCCGGACAGGGUGCCCUGCUGUCCAGCUGUGAGACGGAACGAGGUAGCAGAGUGGUCUGGAGGGUCUUUCAGGAUAGCCUUAUGCUCAUAGCUGUGAGUGGCAGCGGCAAUAAUGCAGUUAGCAAGCUGCAUCUGCACCGCCUGCUGGAGAAUACGUGGAACUGCAUGGUGCUAGUGCUGGGCCAGGACGAGCUGGCUAACAUGCGCAACGUGGAGCGGCUAAAAAGGGAGCUGCGUUCUUGUUACCGCUUAAUUGACAGGCUUCUGGAGCGUAGGGGUGAGGACCAGGGCUUUAUGGGUGAUUUGACACAUUGCGCCGACUGCCUGCUGCCUUCUCAUCCUGCGAUACUGCAGCAGGCGCUGGACUCCUUCACCCAGGCAGCCAACAGCGAAUUUGGCUGUUUGCUUAUCCAAGGCCGAGUUGCACUGGCUACUGAAAAGUGGUGGCGCCUUGCUCCUCAAGAGGUCGUUCUCCUGUCCAUUCUUGUAAAUUUGCUCUCAGGGGUCACGUCCUGUGACUACCCAGUCUUUCUGCCCCAGGGCAGCCCCACGGUCGCUCACAGGCUGCUCUGUUUCCAGCUGCUCCCCAGUGCAUUUGUAUGCGUGCUGUGCGGCCCCAGUCCCUCCCUGCACCAUGUGGAGAGUGAGCUGGUGGGCUGUUUCUGGUCCCCUGUGGUGGAGACCCUCCGUGGCUGCCUGGAGCAGGGUGAGCGCUCCCCCCUGCCUCCCUCCGUCAGUCUCCGCUGGGACGUCCAAGCCCUGCUGCUCAUCAAUCGUGAAACGCGGCGCUCUGUGGGGGCCUGCCCACGUGCACGCAGCCACCCCUCCUCAGAGGCCCAGCCCCUCUCUUCUCCAGGUCGCCGCUGGGAGCUGUUGCGCCACUUCUACACGUUCGCAGUGACUCGCUAUUUUACCUCAGAAGAGGCGUCUACCUCGCCCGACUCGUCCACAUCUGCAACCGCCCACGAGUCCCUCCAUGAGGAAUUUUCUGGAGGUUUCACCCACCAGCCUGUGCAGUGUUACCUUGUGACGGACGAGUGCAAGUGUUACGGUCUGCAGACGCCUCAGCAUCAGCUCUACCUCCUCACAGAUCUCUCUGUGCCCACCUUUGCCUUACGCUCCGUCGCAACUCAUACUCUCAAUGCUGUCACUGCCACAACUGGAUUCUAGGGCACUGACGGCUUGUGAGUGGUCAGUGUAAUGAUUCAGUUAGAGGCUUAUUUUGGAUAGUUUUUAAUCAAGAAACGUACACAGUUUGCACCUUUGUGCACUAGGGCUGCACAGUAUUUGUUAAUUGUCAUAAUACAUUCACCGGCCACUUUAUUAGGUACAAUUCAAUUUCAAUUGUUCAAUUGCUUGUUAACACAAAUUGCUAAUCAGCCAAUCACAUGGAAACAACUCAGUGC
This is a messenger RNA of Pygocentrus nattereri (red-bellied piranha), 1801 nucleotides long. It is a transcript of the gene fuz, whose product is annotated as fuzzy planar cell polarity protein. Gene Ontology annotation, biological process: vesicle-mediated transport; non-motile cilium assembly. The record is from RefSeq and is a predicted model, not a curated record. Lineage: Eukaryota; Metazoa; Chordata; Actinopteri; Characiformes; Serrasalmidae. The transcript has 2 exons. The coding region runs from base 264 to 1565 and encodes 433 amino acids.